GUUAUUUCAAGACAUCACGUUUGGAAAGUAAUGGUUCCUUCACAAAGACCGAAGCGAAGACGAGUAACUUUCAUGGAUUGGAAGAAGUACCACAAACUAAGUGUUAUCAAUGGUUUUAUUGAUGAUCUAGAAAAAGAUUAUCCUGCCAUUUGCACAGUGUCAGUAAUCGGUAAAUCCGUUGAAGGUAGGAAUAUUAAGAUGCUGAAGAUCUCCAACAGUGACGCCGGCAACUCGCCCGUGUGGAUUGACGCAGGCAUACAUUCCCGAGAGUGGAUCAGCAUUGCCGUAGUAACCUAUAUAGCUAACAUUAUUGCCAAAAAUUUCAACAACCUUCCAAAAUCGGUUACCAAUAAGGAUUGGCAUUUUGUACCAGUUUUAAAUCCUGACGGAUAUGAAUAUACCCAUACUCAUGAGCGCAUGUGGCGGAAAAAUCGUGCGAUGCACGAAGGAAAAUGUGUUGGGGUCGACCUUAAUAGAAAUUUUAGCUGUGGAUGGGGUGUCGACGGUGACCAAGGAUCUUCCGCUUCACCUCAUAGUGCUUUCUACAGAGGUCCAGCGCCGUUUUCUGAACCUGAAACAGUCGCCGUUAGGGAUACAAUAAUGGGUUCAAGAACGCCUUUCAAAGUGUUCUUAUCACUUCACAGUUAUUUCGAAUUAAUAAUAUUUCCGUGGGGCCACAAGGCAGAAGCUUGUCCUGAUUAUCUUCAAUUGUUAGAAGGCGGAGCGGUUAUGGCAAGGGCAAUCUACGAAAGCAGUGGUUUGAUCUAUAAAGUGGGAAGUACUAAGGACUUGACAUACAGUGCAUGCGGAACUAGUACGGAUUGGAGUUACACAAUAGCGAAUAUCCCCUUCUCAUAUAUGAUAGAGUUACGGAGCAAAAAACAUAGGUUCAGACUUCCUAGAACUCAGAUCAUAGAAACAGGAAAAGAAAUUUGGAACGCUGUUGGCAAACUUAUGGAAUUUGUUGAUCAAUAUUAA
Papilio machaon (common yellow swallowtail) is the source of this 978-nucleotide messenger RNA. Its product is annotated as carboxypeptidase B. Lineage: Eukaryota; Metazoa; Arthropoda; Insecta; Lepidoptera; Papilionidae. Gene Ontology annotation, molecular function: zinc ion binding; metallocarboxypeptidase activity. The transcript has 7 exons. The record is from RefSeq and is a predicted model, not a curated record. Gene Ontology annotation, biological process: proteolysis. Bases 31 to 978 code for a protein of 315 amino acids.